AAAACUUCAAUUAAAUCAACACCAUCAUCUUCUUCUUCUUCUUGAAUUUAAUCUCCUCCUCCUCGUUGACUUCAUUACAAUGGCUUCUAAUCUUUACUUCACCUUGAUUUUCAUCUUAUUUACCACCUUACCCUCCUCCUCCUCCUCCUCCUCUCUCCUCUCCUCUCCAAGUAUCAAUCCUCCUAGGGCUAUUUCCGAUUUGAAGGAAGCAAUUGUGAAGGGACUCGGGUUUCAAGCAGAUGAUUUUAAGAUAACAGGGUUUGAUAUCAGAGAUGCAUUGGUAGGACAUGCGGUGGCAUAUGAAUUUGAUCUAGAGGUAGAUAACCAGGUGCUUCCUUUUAAGUUAUUAGAGGAUGUAAAUAGAUGGGAGUAUGUGGAUUUGCCUAUUUUUAGAGUUGAAGAAGAAGAAGGAUCGGUUAGGGUCGGUGAUGAAAAUAUGUUAGUUGAGAAGAAGGGGAAAUCAGAUAAUGGAUUGCCUGUUUUAGCUCCAUUUCAGCUUGCUGGACCUAUGGAGAUCUGGGUUCAAGAUGCCAAGAAUAUGCGCAUUUCAUUGCCGCAUGAUGUAGAUGCUGGUGUCUUGAAGAAAGUUAUAUUGGCAGAUGGUGCUGCAGUUACAGUCAAGGGUGCCAGAUCUGUUAGCCUACGCCACCCAAUUGAUCUUCCAUUGCCCUUUAAUAGAACUCAAAAUGGUUUUGCCUCUGGUCUUCUGGCCCUUGCUGAGCAGCUCCGCCGUGCUUCUCGCACUGAAGGAGCUCCACUCCUAUCUCUCCGCAUUGUUGGCCCCACUUCCCUCACUUCUCCGUCAUCGUCGUCCUCGUCCAAUAACAGGCUCAAGCUAAGACGCCUUGCUCCAGGUCUUGUGGAGUUAUCCUCACCUGCAAAAUCCCAGGCCGUUGAUGCUCUUACUCCUAUUGAGUUGCAAGAAGCCGCAACUGUAUUAACUCCCAAACAUUUCACUACAAUGUGGCCUCUCACUUCUCUAAAUGGCUCAAAUGCAAAUUUGCUUGGUUUCGAAAAAUUGCUAGCUUCUGUGUUGGGUCCUAAGGCAAACGACAAAGGUUUCUUCAAGUUGUUGAAGGCAGAUGUGUCAACUCAGACAUUUGUGAAGAUAGGAUUUGAGGUUGAGAAGAAGUUGAAGGAAGGAGAUAGCUUUGAUUUUCAGGGCUAUCCUGCAUGGAGGACAAAGCCCGAGUCGGUCAGGAUGCAUUUCGAGGUAUUGGGUAAAGUUGAUGGUGAGAAGGUAAUACCAGAGAAGGUGAUGCAGGUUAACCCUGUGAUUAUUGAAGAUACCGUGGAAGCUAAUGUUCUUAUGGGUAAUGUGACAAUGUCCAAGAUCCCUAUUUUUCACCCUCCCUCAAACCCCUUCACCUUGUAAAUCGUUACAGGAGUUUAAUUUUGUCCAAGUUUCUGGAGAGUGUAAAUCUUCCUUCUUCUUUAAAAAAAAAACACUUUUUUCCCUAGCUUAAGUAUGAGAAGUUAAAAAGAAGAUAUAAAUUGUACAAAAGUUGUGUAUAUAAAAUAUAAAGAAAUUCUAAUA
Messenger RNA from Ricinus communis (castor bean), 1537 nucleotides. RefSeq lists its product as uncharacterized. Lineage: Eukaryota; Viridiplantae; Streptophyta; Magnoliopsida; Malpighiales; Euphorbiaceae. The record is from RefSeq and is a predicted model, not a curated record. The coding region runs from base 80 to 1375 and encodes 431 amino acids. The transcript is spliced from 3 exons.